Jatropha curcas is the source of this 1187-nucleotide messenger RNA. RefSeq names its product shikimate kinase like 1 (gene SKL1). Gene Ontology annotation, cellular component: chloroplast; cytosol. The record is from RefSeq and is a predicted model, not a curated record. Lineage: Eukaryota; Viridiplantae; Streptophyta; Magnoliopsida; Malpighiales; Euphorbiaceae.
UCAUCACAUUUUUCAUCAGAAAACGGAUAACCAACUCCUCUAUGGAGAUUACGACAGCAACUAGUGUAGCAGCAGCUGCGCCACCGCCACAACCACCUCCACGGACAAUUCAUUCAACAAUCCAUCCAAAACUCCAAUUACCCAGACGAUUGCUUCGAACUCGCGCCCAAUUCUCUCAUUCGUCGCUUAAUUUUAUUGAACACAAGCCUCAGUUUCAUGGACCUUCAUCUUUCAUUUCAUUCCCUAAAAAAUCACUCAACACCACCACCACCGCCACUUUUUCGCUUCCUGAAGAAACCACCACUUCCGCAAAAAAGGCUGUUGUUGUCGACCCUUCUCUAGCAGUAAAGAAAAGAGCAGCAGAUAUUUCCUCAGAACUCAAAGGAACUUCAAUAUUUCUUGUGGGAUUGAGAAGUUCUAUCAAAACAAAUUUGGGAAAACUUCUUGCGGAUUCAUUACGAUAUUAUUAUUUUGACAGUGAUAGUUUAGUAGAGGAAGCUGCCGGCGGUGCAUCUGCUGCCAAAUCUUUUAGGGAGACUGAUGAGAAGGCAUUUCGCGAAUCUGAGACAGAAGUAUUGAAGCAGUUAUCAUCUAUGGGUCGGCUGGUGGUAUGCGCUGGAGACAGCGCAGUUCAAAGUUCCACUAACCUGGCACUUCUGAGACAUGGAAUUUCACUAUGGAUUGAUGUGCCGUUGGAUAUAGUCGCUAGGACAAUGAGCGAAGACCAGAACCAAUUCACUGAAUCUGAAAUAGCUUCUGAAUCUCAUUCACAGGUAUUAACUCAGUUAAUUGCUAAAUAUGAAGAAAUGAAAGGAGGAUAUGCAACAAGUGAUGCGACAAUUUCUCUGCAAAAAGUAGCCGGUAAAUUAGGCUAUGACGAGUUCGACUCAGUGACAAUAGAGGAUAUGACAUUGGAGGUUCUCAAGGAGUUAGAGAAACUGACAAGAGUCAAGAAGAUGUUGGAAGAAGCUGCAAGACCCUUUUAGCGAAGCAUAGCCAUGUUCUUGAUUACAUGUACUAAUUUUCAGGUGUUACCUUGCCAAAAUUUAAUGACAUAGUUGCUGCUCAUGAGCGAAGCUUGUGUCCCUUUUGAUUAUGCUUUGUAAGUAUAGUAAUAAAUCAUAAUUGUUUCUAUUGAAAAGAUGAGAUUUUAUCUUCAAUGAUCGAGUGAGUCCUCAAUUUGAUAA